AUGGCGAACCCUUUGAUGGACGGGCAUAGCUUGGUUUUAGACGACGUUUUGGCAAAGUUCAAAGUGCAUGGCCGUUAUCACGUGGUUACUAUUAUGGUCUUAACCAUAGGGCUUAUGUUCGAGUUUAUAUGGUAUACUAACCACGUUAUUGUAGCUGGGAAAAUUGAAUACAGAUGUAAUAAGUUCAGUUCAAAGUUGAAAAACCUAAGUAGCAGCUCGAACAUAAUUGUGUGCAAAAAUCCUGAGUUGUGUUCAGAAUGGAUCUAUGAUAAUCCAGACAGUUUUGUGGGGGAGUUCCAGUUGGCAUGUCAAGAAUGGAAGAGAACUUCAGUUGGAAGCGUACACUGUUUCGGAUACAUGCUGGGGCUUCUCACCGUAGGCCCAUUGUCUGACAGAUUCGGAAGGAAGACACUGGUUAUAAUGACAGGUGUAGCAGGCGGCACUUUAGGGAUCGCCAAGAGCUUCGCCAGGUCAUACUGGCAUUACGUGACAUUCGAGUUCUUGGAAGCGGCUAUAGGUGAUCCAAUAUCACCAAUAUACACGCUAGGUAAGAAAGUCUGUAAAAUAUUAUAUUUAAUUAAAUCAUAUGAUAACUAUCCUAUUGAAAUGGUUGCAUCUAAAUCGCGGGCCACAUAUACAACUAUAUGCAUGACGGGAGCCGGUCUUGGGGGAAUAUUAUUCGCCCUGGCAGCCUGGAUGAUACCAUACUGGCGAACCUUGCUGAGAGUCGUAUACGCGCCCGGACUACUCGCAAUAUUUUUUAUCUAUUUACUCGAUGAAAGCCCAAGGUGGCUCCUAGCCAAUGGAAAGAAGGACAAAGCAGUGGAAAUAAUAACAAGAGCAGCUAAGCUUAAUAACAUGGAAAAAGAAGAACACCUAAACAUAAUUUCGUAUGAAAAAAAUAAGGGUCCAAGCUUUGCGACAGUAAUAAGAGACACGUUCAAAUCAAGUUCCCUCUUGAAGCGAUUUUUCGUUUGUUCUGUAUGGUGGAUUGCAGGAACUUUUGUAUAUUUUGGAUUGAUUGUAAAUUCAACGUUUUUACAAGGCAACAAAAAUUUAAAUUUUGGACUUACAGCUACAAUGAAAUGCGUGGGAAAUUUUUGUGCUGGGAACAUUAUUAAUAAGUUCAACAGAAAAGUUCCUUUGAUUGUGUGUUUUGUGGCUUGCGCUAUCCUAUGCGCUGGACAACCUUUUUUACCAAAAAGCUAUGGAAGAGCACUUAGCUUCGAUCGUAUACAAUAUGAUGUCUAUUUUUCAGAUCUUCUGUGGCUGCAGAUAACCAACUACAUGGUGGGCUUUCUGUUGUCAUGUACGAGCUUCUGCAUUAUCUAUAUAUUCACGUCGGAGCUGUUCCCCACUCAGUCAAGGAACUCUAUGCAUGCAUUGUGUUCCGCAGUUGGAAGGAUUGGCUCUAUGAUAUCGCCUCAAACGCCUUUGUUGAUGGCGUAUUGGUCCGGUCUGCCAACACUAACGUUCGGUGUAGUGUCCCUGACGGCGGGGCUCGUGACGCUGUUCGUGCCGGACACGACGGACCAAAGUCUGCCGGACACAGUUCGUCAGGCCGAGAAAAUGGAAACAAAAAUUUUAACAAAUCGUUCUCGUCUUAACAUGGAUGAAAAAUCAAUGCAAACAUUUUAAUUUCAUUGAUUACUUUUUAGUAAAUAGAGAAGUUUCAUCUGAGGCUUUUGAAUGUCGGCCAUCAUUAUUUAGUUAAUUUUACAUACAAAGUAUGUUUUAAAUAUUGUUUUACAGGUUUAUUUUUAAUUUAUACGGUACAUAUACAUUGAUGUUAUAUUAUUAUAACUAAAAUAAAAAUUAUGAAGUUUACCCAAUGCUCUAACCGGUCUCUCUUCUUUGUCGUUUCGCUCUUGGCAGAGCAGUCGUGGUCACGUUGAGACGGGCAUCGAUAGUAGAGACGGACACAGCUCUUAGCACGAACUUCCGCCAUCUCACCCUGUUGGUAGACUGUCUGGCACAUUUCGGACACGCGGUUUCCAACUGCG
Molecule: messenger RNA, 2003 nt
Organism: Cydia pomonella (codling moth)
Lineage: Eukaryota; Metazoa; Arthropoda; Insecta; Lepidoptera; Tortricidae
Product: solute carrier family 22 member 1-like
Exons: 7
Coding region: 1-1638 (545 amino acids)
Biological process (GO): transmembrane transport
Cellular component (GO): membrane
Molecular function (GO): transmembrane transporter activity
Source: RefSeq, a predicted model, not a curated record